AUGGCGCGCUCUGCAAGGCCACAUUCGUUCCUUAUCGCGCUGCUAGCGUGUUUGGCUUCAAUAUUGCCUGCGCACUGUAUAAGAGACAUCCCGUCUCGAAAACGCAUUGAUGCCGUUCCAGAUAUUAAGCCCACACUCGCGGGCUACCUCCAAGUCGACAGUGACGGUUCCUCCAUCUACUACGCCUACUACGAGGCCCAGACGAAUUCCGACGAUAUUGCGGAAGCACCCAUCUUACUAUGGCUUCAGGCAAUCAAGUUACUCUCUCCACCCCACCCUCCCCUCCAGGGGGGCCCCGGCUGUGCCAGCACCUUUGGAGGCUUCUACGAGCUGGGCCCCUGGUCCGUGACCGACACCCUGGGGGUGCGGAGAAAUCCCGGCGCCUGGAACCGCAUCUUUGGACUCCUCCUCAUGGAUCAACCUGUCGGUACUGGCUACAGCCGCGCGGGCAACGGCAGUAGCAGCAUUCCCCGCGACGAGAUGGGGAUGGCGGCUCACCUGUACGGUGCACUACAGGCCUUCUUCACACUGUACCGCAGCCUGGCGACGCGGCCGCUAUUCAUCACGGGCGAGAGCUACGCGGGCAAGUACGUACCCUCUAUUGCGCACUACAUCCUCCAAGCCCAGUUGGACGGCUGGCGGCGGUCGUUACCACCCGGUACCUCCCGACCGUUAUUUCGGUUGGGCGGUGUGGCAAUCGGCAACGGCCUAACCGACCCACGAGCCCAGACUCAGACUCUGGCGGCGGCGGCCUUCUACUCCGGGCUCCUCCCUCCAGCGCUCCGUGAUGAGGUGGCGGGCCGGGCGGUGGAGGUCGUGGCGCUCAUUGACGAGUCCAAGUGGUUAGAAGCUCACACCGCCAGGGAGCGACUACGAAGCUUCAUUACCAACGUUACCGGGCUGGCAACCAUGUUCGACACGCGGCGUACAGAGGGGUACGACCCGACCAAGGCGGUGGACCGCUUCCUAAACUUGCCGGAGGUCAAGGAGGCCAUGCGUGCCGAUCCCGACGUACGCUACGCCAGCUGCAACGGUGUUGUGGGGGAGGCCAUGGCCGCUGACGUCAUGCGCAGUGUCAAGUACCUGAUCCCGGACCUCCUAUCACACAUUCCCGUACUGCUGUACCAGGGUCAGUACGACAUCCUCGACGGCGUCGCCUCCGUCACCUCGUGGCUGAGCUCCCUAGAGUGGCCUGACAAGGCGGCGUUUGCGGAGCAGCGGGGGCGGCUCUGGUACCUGAAUGACGGGCCGAUCAUCACCACCACCUCACCUUCCAGGACUCCUCGGUUGGGCCGCGAAGGGGUGGUGGCUGGUUGGUGGCGGUCCGCCGGCCACCUGAGUCAUGUGGUGGUGUACCGGGCUGGUCACAUGGUGCCGCAUGACCAGCCGCUGGCCGCACAGCAGAUGAUUGAGGAGUGGGUGCGGGGGGCCCUAGAGUAG
Molecule: messenger RNA, 1440 nt
Organism: Volvox carteri f. nagariensis
Lineage: Eukaryota; Viridiplantae; Chlorophyta; Chlorophyceae; Chlamydomonadales; Volvocaceae
Exons: 10
Coding region: 1-1440 (479 amino acids)
Biological process (GO): proteolysis
Molecular function (GO): serine-type carboxypeptidase activity
Source: RefSeq, a predicted model, not a curated record